Hippoglossus stenolepis (Pacific halibut) is the source of this 8661-nucleotide messenger RNA. RefSeq names its product stonin-1. Gene Ontology annotation, molecular function: clathrin-cargo adaptor activity. The transcript has 4 exons. Gene Ontology annotation, biological process: synaptic vesicle endocytosis; clathrin-dependent endocytosis; regulation of endocytosis. Bases 4827 to 6950 code for a protein of 707 amino acids. Gene Ontology annotation, cellular component: AP-2 adaptor complex; synaptic vesicle. The record is from RefSeq and is a predicted model, not a curated record. Lineage: Eukaryota; Metazoa; Chordata; Actinopteri; Pleuronectiformes; Pleuronectidae.
UUGUUUUAAAUGAACUCCGUGUUAGAAACUCCGUGUUUAGAACAAAGUGGACGUGGGCUCGGUUUGUUGUCAGUCGUCCGCUCGGUCGCUGGCGCAUGUUUUUGUGCGUCUCCCCGCAGAAUAAAAGUGCGACCGGAGUUAAAACAAAAAAAAAAAACGCGGAGCGACAAGUUAGCAUCAAAACAACGGCGCUGAGCGGAGCUGCCCGGCGCGCGGGGGGAAGCGGGGCCUCGGUGUCCGGGGGACAUGGACCCGAGGCCCGGCUGUGAGGAGGGUGACAGCACGCUGCUUGUGUUUGCUCUCUCCAGGCGCUAUGGGGGGGGGGAAACAAAUGUUGUUGUUUACCCGGCGACUGGCGUGUGAGCCAGACAUCAGUGGCCCCGCACUGUGGGGUGUGUGGCAACAACCAGAACGAGUUAUUCACACAUGACCCACUCUCUUCAAUGGUAGUUUAAUGUGCUGAAAACUUCAAUGUGCAGCUUUCCUAAUGGAGUUUGGCAGAAAACCACACUGUCAUGGACCCGUUCUGAAGCCGACACCAGUCAUUUGAAGGGAGACUGUUUGUUCCACGGGGUUUAAUUUACUUUUGGCUGAAAUGUAGUGUGACAGCAGCGAGGGUGGAGAGUAGCAAACUGUCAUAAAGUUUGCUAACGUUAGCUAACGUGUAGCCAUGUUCACUGCUGGCUCAUGCUGCUACCAGCCAGGAUACAGCAGAAGACACCCAGUGUUUAAAUGGUGUGUUUUAUUGUUUAUGAAGUCUUUGUGAAGUUUUUGUGUAGCUGGACUACAAGGCCAAAGUCUCGUUGUGAGAUUACUGUGAAACGCACAUCUAUGCAAGUGUGUGUUUUCCAUGAGUCAGUGACUUUGUGCCUGAAUGACUGAGGUCAACAUUAGAUCCAGACCGAUAUGACCGAUAUUGGGGAGAAACUUUAGACCUUAUCAAACCCUCACGACAAGAUGUGUGUUUAACCAUAAACUUGAUGAUGAAUAACUAUAAAUACAGUUCAAAGUACAAGAGAUCUUUAUUUGUCUCUGUGCAAAUGAAACUUUGUGUGAAGUUAGCCUGUAGAUGCUUAAUCGGUAACGUAUUUUAAACCUGAAAGAAAGUAAAAAAGUAACAUGUUAAAGCUUGGAGUAGGAAAACACAAUUAAAAAAAGAAUAUAGAUAUUGUAAAAACGUGUAUAUCUAAAAACGGAGAAAGUAAACAAAUCCAUAAAAAGAAAAUACAUUUUUGUGAAAUGUAAACAUAGAUGCUAGAAUUGUUUUGCUUCCUGUAAAAUUCAAGUUUUCAUACAUAUUUAAAGUCGAUACCAUUAAGUCUGCCAAAGGCUCAAAUUGCCCGGUUUUAUCGGGCAACAAAUGUAUCUGUCGGCAAAUAACUUCUAUUUGAUAACGACACGCUGAGCAAACAGUGGAUAAGUGCGCUUGCCUGAAAGAUUUACACAAACAAACAUCUCUCAUUCAUUCAUUCAUUCCUGCUCGAUGUUUUUAUUCCAGUCUUGAUUUUCUGAAGUGGAACAAAUCCCUACAGCGAAUGCAGGGAGUCCCGUAAUGAAACUAUAUUGAUUAUCUUACAUAAUAUUGAUCCAUUUAGAGUGUUUUUAGUGCGAGGAGACCAAACACAACAAGCAGCUGCACCCAGUUCUCUGCUGUGUUUAAAGGGAGGACACCGCUCACUUUGCAGCCUGGAAGUGUGUCCUCUCAUUUUCAGCUCUGCCCUUUACAUGACAUAAUCAUUGUGGUCAUAACAGUAGUACUCUCCUGUCAAAUUAAACAAGGGGAUGUCUCAUUUUGUUUGUUUCUUCUUAGAGGACUGUUUAAAUAAUCUAGUGCUAGUGUGAAGUAAAUAUCCAGAGGAUCCAACAGGAACUGAUCUCGUUUCAUCAGGAAGCUUCUGUUCGCUCAGUUUAAGUUCAAAUGUCCGUGCGUGCGUGUGUGUGUGUGUGUGUGUGUGUGUGAGCAGCAGUUUUAUCCUUGAACCUCAAUAGUUUCCUCUGAAGUCAUCAAAAACAAAGUGAUCCAGUAUUAAUUGAGGUCACAUUACGUAGUUUUGUUCCUGACUCAGACAGUUUCAUUUCCUGAUUGUUGUUCCUUUUUGUGACUUUAACUGUCUCUGAGUUUGAAAAAAGUUCUCACGAUAUUCCAGAUGAUUCCACAGAGCAGUUUUUAAGGCUUUGCAAAUUAAAGUGCUGACUCUGCUCUCCUACAGACGACAAAUGCGCCUCUUUGGCAACGUAUAAUGACUCAGUUUGACCCAGUGAUUGUUAUAAUUACGUUACUUCAGACUUUAAGCUGUUGUCCAUGAGGUGUGCGGGUGAUUUUGCCUACUCCAGGUAUAGCAAGUGCAGUAAUUAGUCUAAGUAUAGUAAUAAUCAGUCAGUGAUGAGGAACCUGAGAUACUCAUGGGAUUAGCCUACUGUUUGUUUUUAAUUGCAGUGCUGCAAUUUGACCUGGAACAAACCUGCACAGUGUUUGGGAGAGAAACUUGAAUUCCUGUGAGAAUUCUUCAUAUUUUAGGUUAUAUAUAAUUAUAAAAGUAAUUCCUCAUGUUUAUACAGUUCCUUUUGAGGGUUAGUUCAAAAUUAAUGUCCCUUCUAAUCCCCUAUUUCAGUCUUUGUUACUGUUUAGUUUAGUUUGACGGUGAUAAAUAACCAGACGCAGCAGAAUAGAUGACCUGUAACUCUGGUGCAUUUACGAAAUUUGAUAAAAAGUGACAUUAAGAUAAUAUUUGUUGUCGGUUCACACGGAUAUAGCGGGCUGGUAUUUCCUGUGUGCAACGCUGCUUGUCCCAGAGGAAUGCGUGGAAUGUAUUCUUUUGUCCUCUGUAGAUUUAGCAGCUUCUCAUUUCUGCACGGGCAGUGCUGCAGAGCCCGGGAAGAGACGAGCGGCUGGAAAUCAGUCUGAGAGACUGUUCAGUAACCCCCCGCGAAGAGCUCAUACUUCUCUGUGCCCGUCGCUUUGAACCAAAGCCGAGGGAUUCUUUGAGUCGGGAGGGGAGGGAUGAACUUGUGGAAACGUCUGCGCGCCGCCACAAACAUCCUCUCAUUACAAAGAUGUUCUCCGGCGUUUGAAGACUUGUCAAUCCACCACCCUGAACCAGAGCCCCCCUCUUCCCUGUUUAUUUAUAGCUUAGAGGAACUUGCCACUGGAUGUGUCCAUCAUGCAAUCACAUGGCUGUGAUCCUGGAGGGAGGAGGGAGGCUGUAAUUGAGGCUGCCUGCUUUCAAUUAUUUUUCAUUUUUGUCAUGGGGACAUGAGGCUUUCGCAUCUUGAAAGUGGCUUCUCUGAAGCUUCAGAGCCAGAUGUUAGUGAGAGGACAUCAAAAGACAGAUUGUGAUUGAGUAGCAGGACGAUUAUCUGUGGGAUUAGCCUGACUACCACCAGUCUCCAGUAAUAUUCCCACCCUUUUUCAUCAGUGAAUACCUGUAUUGAAAUAUGUUCUGCAGAUCUAAUAUCACACCGGCUAAAACCAUUCAUUUUCCAGAGGCGCCUUGCAAAUUUAACAGCUCUGUACCCUUUGUGAAGCUUGGCGCUGCACCAGCUGUUGUGCCACAUUAUACCUGCGUCUCACAGCCGACUUCAUGCUGAUAAAUGAGGCGGGAUCUUUGCCACCAUGGCUAACAUCUCUCACUUGCAUUUUAGAGCAGGCCUUUGAUGAAAUGGCUUCUCUCACCUGCAUUUCAGAGCAGGCUUGCACUGAAAUAUUUAGAUUAUGCUCAUUUCAAAGCACAGUAUAUAUAAAAAACAACUUUUUACCUCAUCAAUUUGCAGUAUACAACUUUUGAACUCCCGAAACGUAGCAAGUUAUUACUUGCCCCCAGGUGAACAGCACGCGUGGAGAGCAAAAGAGGCAGGGAAAAUUGAUCGAAAUGCUUCGGCUAUUGGCUUCUUAAUUGAUCUGCGUUCAUAUGCAGAUUAAUUAAUAAUAGAGAUUAACCAAAAUGUCGUCUGGACCUAAAACACCAAAGUAUCACUGUUUGUGUUUUGUGUGGAUAGACGUUUGACUGUUGGGAUUUAAUUAAAAAAGAACUACUUGAACUGUAAACAGUGUACAGUUAAAAGAAGAGGGACCCUUGGCCUGUAAAUCCACUCUCUGCGCCAAAAGUCCCAAAAUACUGUCCGUCGCCCCGAGAGUCUAAUUUGUCAUUCGAAGAUAGCCAGUGGGCUCUGAGGUUGUAAACACAAUUACAGUGGGAACAUGGCAAUGUUUUAUUUGCCUCACCCAUUUAAAUUCAAUUCAACUUAAUUUGUAAUGCGCCUAAUCACAACAUACAUUAUCUUGAGACUCUCAACACAGUAGGGUAGAGACCUCACAGUAUUAUAAUAUUAAGAAAAAUACCCCUGGCUUUAACCUCACAGAUCAAAUUAGUGUUAAAUAAACACACUCAUGUAAAUUACAGCCUGUUUUACAUCACUGCUGCAAAAUCAGGAAAAACAAGAAAGUGAUAAUGAAUAAAUCCCAGAAGCCCUCUAUCUUCGCAGGCUUAUUUCUCACUUUAUAGCUAAAAGAUGACACUGUUCCCACUGUUGUGACCGAGAACUUGCCAGACAGCUCAGUUAAUAAAUGUGUGCAUGAGAGAUUCUCCAGAAACUUAAAAAAAUGUACAAAAGGGAAGUGUCUGUGGUGUGAGAGGGAAAAAUCUCCUGCUGCGUCUCUGAACUGCAGAGUGCCUGCUUCAGCUUCCACUCAAUUCCACAUCAACUGAACUUUAGUUAAUUGUGGUGUUAACAGAUAUGAACUUGUUCCAGGGCUUCAAGAAGAGAAGGUCUUGAAGUGGGGGAUAAUUAAUCCAGCAAAGGAUACCGGACACCAGUCUUCUACAGCCAUGUGUUCGACCAAUCAUUCAAACUGGGUCACGUUUGAAGAUGACAACACACCCCUCUCCUCACCUCAGAAGCCCUUGCUGGCACCAGGCCUUAUCAAAGCCUCUGUACCGCGUCCCAAUGGUCUGAAAUUAGUGCUUCCUCCAAUCAGAGACACUUCCUGGAGCUUCAGUCCUUCCCUUGAAUCUCCUCAAAGCCACUCGAGUCUUAGUGGAAGUUCCUCUGUACCAUGUAACACACCCUUUAGCACUCCUGUAAGUGGGGCACCUAGCAGUGUGUCCCCGCUUCCCUCCAACACAUGGGAAAAGAACGACUUCUUCCGGAGUUUGUCCAGCGCUUCGACCACCUCUGCCCCUUCUCCUGCACCAGAGGCCUUAAAUCAAACCUCAGAUGGACCAAGACCUUUUCCUUCUUUCCAGGGGAACUCAGGACACUAUAACCCUUUCUGGGACGGAUCUAGACACAGUGCAGACGUGGACAGUUCCUCCUCUGACUCAGAAUGUGACAACAGCCUACCACGUUUCUUUAUUCGGACCAAAGACGGCCACGAGCCUCCACGUGACCAACUCCAGAGCUCCUUCUCCUAUGUUUGCCACAAACUAGAAGGCUUACGAGCACAAACGGACCAUGAAACAGAGACAGAAAAAGAUGGGGAGAGGCGUCUAAGUUGCAGAACUGAGGUGUUAAGUGAGGACUCAUCUCAUUUUGUUCCUCGAGGUCUGUAUCGUACACAGAAGAGAGACGGCUGGUCUGUCAUGCUCAGGAUCCCUGAAAAAAAGAACCGUAUGUCCUCUCGACAGUGGGGGCCGAUCUACCUCCGCUUGUUGCCGGGUGGUGUGCUGCAAAUGUACUAUGAGAAAGGGCUGGAGAAGCCAUACAAGGAGUUCCAGCUUCUCCCACAGUUUAGGCUCUCGGACCUUAAACUUGAAAGCUACGGCGAGCCCCGCAAAGUCCUCGCGGUCAGGGUGGAGCAUUUCUCCUACAUAGAAAAGAAACGCUAUCACCCGAAGUUGGAGGUUAGUCAUGAGGCAGAGGUGGAGCAGCUGCUCAAGUUCGGCUCCACGGUGCAUGAGGACAUCGAGGACCUGGUAGUCACCAUGGAAGAGGAAAUCUUCAAACUGUGUGUACACCAUCAGCAGAGGCGGCACUACGAGGAGCAGGAGCUGUCGUUGCAGAUCACUGAUCAUAUCUGGAUACAACUGGAUAAGUCGGGAGGAGUCAUAGAGCGGACAGGAUUCACCCAGAUUCACUGCCUUGCUUUUCUGAAUGGACUAGGGGAUUGUUUUCUUGCCCUUAAUGAUCUGGGGCUGCUGCGCUCUAACUCCAGCUACGGGUCGGACGAGGGCAGCGAACUCUGGAUGGAGAUUGCCGACUGUCAUUUCCACAAAUGUGUGAAUGAGACAGAGUUUCUGAGGUCCCGACUGGUAAAGUUCUCACCUCCUGACGCGUGCCGAGUUGAGCUGAUGCGGUACAAGACGACAACUCUGGGUUGCACAGAAAUUCCUUUCUCAAUCAAAGCUGUGGUCACAGUUCAAGGUGCCUAUGUGGAGCUCCAGGCCUUCCUCAACAUGUCGGCAAGCUUCCCUUCUUCUGUAGGGGGGUCUGACAGGUACCCACUGUGUGAGAAUGUAGUGAUCCGUGUGCCGGUGCCAGGCGACUGGGUCAAAGUGACACAGACAGUGGCCUUGCUGCGACAGAGGUCACUGAAAGCCCGUAUGAACAGAAACGCCUGCUUGGGCUCUGUCAGCAGUGCAGACUCGCAACCUGUCAUGCAGGUGUCCAUCGGCACUGUCAAGUAUGAGAAUGUAUAUUCAGCCAUCGUGUGGAGGAUCGAGAGGCUGCCAGCGAAAAAUAUGGCAGUGGAUCAUCCCCAUUCCUUCUCCUGCAAGCUAGAGCUGGGAUCUGAUCAGGAGAUCCCAAAUGACUGGUACCCUUUCGUCACGAUGGAAUGUGAAAUAAUGGGAGCAGUCGUGUCACAGACCAGGGUGAAGUCUCUGGGCACCGCGAACGACAUCCAGCCGCAGAAACAUCUGACCAGCUGGACACGAUAUCACUGUCAGGUGGAAGUGGAGAAGAAAUGGAUUGAAACAGAGUCAGAGAGGCAAUCAGGCUGUAUGACACAGUGACGAUUAAAGAAGCUCUGAAGACGACGCUAUCCUUUUGGUCUACGACAUUUCCCGAAACCUUUUUGAUCGUCAAACGGGAUAACAACAAAAAAAAACAAGAACAACAGGGUGAUGAGGGACUUUCUGCUUAUAUCCGGUGUCGCAUUCAUCUAAUUACACAUAGCCUGGUAAUCAAUUUUGUAUCCUUUUCAUUGAGACUGAAUUAGUCUAGACCUAAUCAAAACUUUAACAUUGUCAUUUUACCUAGCACUUUACAUGUAAUAGAUUAAUUAAUUGUAAGAUUACAGUUUAUAUGAGUACUGUAUAUAAGCUUGCAUUUGCAUCAUCUGCACUGCUCUCCAGAAUGAUUGGCAACAAAGGUUUGCCAAACAGACUGAAUGAGAUAAAAGGCAUCAGUAAUGAGAAAUAUUCACUGUGUGUUAGAAAAACAAAUUGCCAGCAGAGGUUUAGGGUGUGACCCUUGUUGUUGCCCUGCAUUGUUUAAACAUGACCUAGUUACAAACCAGUUCAUUUAGGUACGACUCCUCUGUUUCUACUAAAUAUAUUUUUUUCAGAAGACACGUUUACAUGGAAACCAAUAUUCCAAUAUUAACCCAAUUAAGACAAUAGUCUGAAUAAGACUUUGCCAUGUAAAUACAUUUUGGGAUUACCUUUACCUGAAUAAGUUCAUACUCGGGAUAUGUGAAGUAUUCUGACCUUAGUCGCAUUAUGAAGACAUGUAUACUUAUUAAUCGCAAUAUAAGGUCAUAUUCCACUUUUCACAGCAUUUAGCGAGAUCGACUUGCAGCAGUUACCAACUGCUUGACGACGCAUGCCCUGGGUUGGAGUGUUAACAAGCAGUAGGACGUAAUGUUGGCAUGAGUCAAAAUCAGACUAUGCUCUGUAACAUGUAAUUGACAAUAUUAAUAACGUAUUCUAUUAGCAACUCAUAAACAAAAGUAAUGUCUUAUUCAGAAUAAAGUCAAGUCAGAAUAUUGCUCUCCAUGUAAACAGUAGUAGCAUUAUAGUUGUUGAUUAAUGUGCCUUAAGAAUCUCAACACCCCAUGCAACAGUAUGUGUCAGGCAAAAUAAUGUGAACACAUUUGAUCACACAAAACCAUUGGUUCACAGUCUCACAGAUCAGCAUCUGUCCGAAGAGUCAGUAACUUGAGACCAACACACAAGUAAAUAAUUGUUUAGCCUAAUUGCAAGUGCAUUGGCUGCAAGAUUAUUAAAUAUUUUGAAGGGUAACUAUUUUGCUUUUGCCAAAUACACACAAAGUGCACUUACAAAGUGAAACCGUUAUCCAGACACUAACACUGAUUAACCUGCAGUAUGUCCCACCUUUGGAGUGGUUUUUGAAAAAGUGAUCAUAGUAACAGCUAUACACAAACGUUACUGUGCAAAAAUGCUAUGCAACAUAGGAUGCUAAUAUUAUUAUCGGUGAGGAUUUUUUUUUUUUUCUUCACAUGAAUACAACUCAUUACUUUUGUUGCUUACCUCGAGCUGACCGUUGACUUUAUACCAAGGUUGUAUCUCUGGAGAACUGUUAUUUAAACAAAUCAAAUCUUUAUUAUGUGAUCUUUCUGCCUCUGGGUUGUGAAUAGGUUGAAUGGAAAAGAGUGGGUGAAACUUCGUGGUGAACAACAAGGCCUUCAAUGAUGACUUGUAUGUAUGAGGUACCUGGCUUAAGCUGGAUAUUAUGUACAUCAAGAUUAAAAAUUGAAAUAAA